Molecule: messenger RNA, 3826 nt
Organism: Pantherophis guttatus
Lineage: Eukaryota; Metazoa; Chordata; Lepidosauria; Squamata; Colubridae
Gene: CCDC170
Product: coiled-coil domain containing 170
Source: RefSeq, a predicted model, not a curated record
UGUAUCCCCAGGGCGGUUGACAUAGAAACCCAGGUAGCCAAGCGAGCCUGGGUCUUAGGGACGCGCCCGGCUGGUUUAUUCCCCGGGUCGUCCGAACGCCGAAGGAAAAGCAGCCCGAUUUUCGCGCGCAAUCGAUCCGCGGGAGCAUGAGAAGCGCUGGCAGUUCCCGUGCGGGCUCUGCCUGCUCCAGACUCAUCGACGUGACCAGCAACGCACCGUUGCUGCGCUCGCCUGACAGCGUCUCAGCCUCUUCCGAAGCGGAGCAGAGAACUCAUAAUUAUUUGCUACUGGAUGUUCCUGACACUCGAGAACAGCUAGUCCAUUAUCGGAAUGCAGCAGAAACAGCCAGCAGUGAGCUUGCCGCACUCCUAGUGAAGUACGAAUGCGCUCAAGCAGAGAUUCUAGAUCUUAAAUCCAGAAUAGCCUCACAGGAAGUAUCCAUACAAGAAUUCAAAGCUGAAGUUGGGGGCUAUAAGGAGAACGAUGCUCGUCAGUCUUCUCUUCUUUUUUCCAUGCAACACAAAUUCCAAGAACUUGAGAAGGAAUCAGGCACAAUUGCCAUUUCCAAACAUCAAGCAGAGCUAAAAUCACAAGCUAUUCUCCAGGAGAACUUGGAGCUAAAGGAGAAAAUCUAUGAACAAGAAGAGCAGAUCAAAAAAUAUUUGAACAAAUCUGAAGAAAGCAAAUCCUAUGCAUCUAAGGUCAGCAGAGAACAAAAUGAAUUCAUUGCACAACUCUGUCAUCUCCUGGAAGUGGGCAUAGGAGGAAACGAAGAGUCACCAGAGCGCCUGCUCUCCAAGAUCCGUGGAAUGCGUAAAGAAAAUGACUCGCUAAAAGAACAAAUAGAUACCUUCAGAGAGACCAUAACAAUUCAUGAGAUGGAACUGAAAGCCAACAGAGAAACCAUCAUGAGGCUCGUGUCAGAAGUGAACAAGGAGCAAAAAAAAGCAGCAGCUUGCUCUCAAGACAUAGAAAAGCUAAGUGAUGACCUAAGCAACAUUGCAGGAGCUAAGCAGAAUCUUGAGGAGGAGAUCAGAAGCCUCCAAAACAGAUUGGCAGCCAGCCAGCGGGCUUGGGAAGAAUUCGGCCAACUAAAGGUCCAUUGCAAUGAAAAAGAAAUGGAACUGAGAACUAAUCUAGAGCAAGCCAGAGAAGAAAAAAAGCUGCACAAUGAAUUCAAAGAUCAAAUAGUGGCUUUACUGGGGAGUAACCCCAUUGUGGCGACUCCAUCCAAGGAAGACAUUGUGGAAAAAAUCCGAGAGUUGUGCCACAGAGAGGAGAGCAAAAAAAGAAUGGUAUCCCAGCUUGAAGCCCAAAUCAGCAAACUUACCGAGACUCUGGAAACUCAGACAAUGUUGCAUCAGGAGGCCUUGCAAAGAGCCAAAAAAUCAGAAAACAAAUCAGAAAUGCUUCAUGAUCAGUUGAUGCGCCUAGAAGGAGAGCUGGUAUCUGGAGAUGUGAUGCGAGAUGCUUGGAAACUUGAGAAACAACAAUAUCUUAAGUUUCUGGAUCAGCUCUCUGAAAAGAUGAACCUGGACAGAAUAGCAGUGGAGGUUGGAUUUGACAUGAGGUUGGAUGCAGUGCUGGCUCGUGCAGAACAGUUGAUCAAGUUGGAACGAGACACAUUGACUGACAAUAAGAUCAUGGUCCGAAACCUGCAGAGAAAGGUAAAAGCUCAGAAAGAGCAACUUGAAAACAAAGAACUGCAUGUGAAGCUUUUGCGUCAGAAGAUCGUCCAGCUGGAUGAGGAGAAGCAAGUGCGCACAGCCCUGGCAGUAGAAAGGGAUGAGGCCAACCUCACAGUCCGAAAGUUACAAAAGAAAAUAGACAGAUUGCAGAAUGAACUUUCUUUGGCGAGAGAAACACACACAGAUCUGAAAGUUAAACUUGCUGACACGAAUGAACUGAAGAUCAAAGCAAUGGAGCAAGACAAAACCAUAGAAGAACUCAGCAAAUCUCAAGAGAAACUGGAAAAGAUGAAGACUAAAGCUGAGAAGCAAUUAACCUCUGUCCAGUCUGAGCUACAUGUUAGACAACGUGAAGCAAAGGAAGAUAAAGAAAAGGCUAAACACUUGUUGGAGUCUGUGACUACAGAAGCAACAGCACUUAAAUCAACUCUUGAAGAAGUCAUGAAAAGAGAGAAACAGCUGGCAGAUUUCCGAAGAGUCAUCUCUCUCAUGCUGGGUCUCAAUAUCGCCACUGUGGCUCUUCCUGACUAUGAAAUAGUAACUCGUCUCGAGGGGUUGAUCCAUUCUCAUCAGCAUCAUUGCUCUCCUUGUGCCUGCUUCAAGUGUCAGUGAAAGAAGAUGGACUUUCAUAGCUUCUCCACUGAGUGCCUCCUUUCUUUCUACAAAUAAUAGUUAUAACAGUGGAAGUCCGGUUGGAUGUUCCAAAAGUUAACAUUUUGUUGGAGUUAAAUAUUGCCUACUCCGAGGAAAAAGAACAUUAAGAAGUGCCAAUGAAGUAUCUUAAUAAAUAAUAUAUGUAUAAUUGGGUGAACAGCUUAUGGCCUCAGCAUCAAAAAUGAAACAAAAUUCUUAUAAUCAUCAAACAGUGGAAUCUCACAGAGACCUGAUAUUGAGCAGUCUCUCUCUCUCUCUCUCUGUCCCAUAAACUAUCCUGAGAGUGGAAGGGCAGAAGGAGGAAAAUUUCUUGUGAACAGAACUUUCCAGAUGCAACAGAUCCUCUUAGGAUACAAGCUUACAGCAUGUGUCAGUGCACUUGCUUUGUAAAACAAAAGAUAAGAUUAUUUCACAAAUAAUUGAGAAGUUACAAAACAGAUGUUCCCAUGUCUGAAGUUUUUUCGUAUAUAUAAUAUGCCUGUUUUGAGUCUGUGACAUGAAUAGGAAGUUCCCAAGAAUAUCAGUCCAUUUUUUUGUAUGUUUACAAUAGUGGUUUAAAUAUUACAAGAGUUCUUUAAAAUUGCAUCCAAUUUUAACACAUCAAAGAAUUACUAAAAUCUGAAGAAGAAUAUUAGGCUAGAACAUUCCAUAUGGAAAUUAUACUACUUGGAAGAAAUAUCACAUUGGCACAAAUUAAGCAGAUAAGAUUAGCACUUGGAGAGCUAAAAUUUAAAUAACAACUGAUUUAAAAUUUAAAACAUCCAUUAUGGCUUCAGUCCCAUGAUCCAUGAAAUACUUUCCCUGGGGUCCUCAGAUUUCUUGAAUCUUAGCUUCUAAAAGCAGAGAAAUGUUCAUUUUAAAGGAGAAACUUCAUACUUCAUUAUUUCAUAUGUGAGAUAAUAGCAAUAUCCAUAUUCAGUAUUUCUCCAGUGUUAGGAUUUGCCAAGAUUGACUAUGAAUAAGUAGUAUUCCUAGCCAUUCCAUGCUCUACCAUGACCCAGAAUUGAGGAGAAUUAUGUUAGUCCUUAAAUUAACAUUGUCCAUUUCUCUCUUUAUGGCAACAAGUUAAGACAAAGAAAAACCAACACAGGAAGGGAAAUGGUGGCAUCUCUUCCUUGUUGAAGCUUAAAUACAUAGACACUUUGAAUUUUUAGUAAUCUAUCAAAUUAGCAAACACUUAGUAAUAUUACAGGAUCAGAGAUUUAGAAGUGACCAUCCGUUCAUCACAGGACAGUUCCCAUGACUGAGAUUUAGAAGAUUAAAGGUUCAAUACUUUGCUAAUUUAAGAAAUCUAGAGUCUACUAUUCUGAACUAAAUCCCCUUUAGUAAUUUAAAUAAUUGCUUUAAAAAGGUCUAUCUAGAUCUAUUUUCUUUGGUAGAAAAGCUGAAGCAAUAACAUUUGGAAAACAAUUGUCAUUUAUAUGAGUGCAUUUUUAAAAAUAAACCUAUAGAUUUUAAUGAGAAUAAAUCAUUGCUGGAUAGUA